UUUUAAUGUGUGCGAUUCACGGCAUUCCCAUUCUUUUCUGGACGCACAUUGUAUAACUAGCUAAGCGGAAUUCUACGCUGGUUUCCAUUGGCCAAUGGAUAUGAAGAACUUUCUAAAAGAAUUACCUGUUUUGUUCCACACCUGUCGGAAUCACGGUACCACGGUUUUAACAACGUCAAUGUGUCGAAGUGCGUGUUUUUGUAACCGGAUUGACAAAAAAGAAUUACACAAAAUAAUAUACACUGAACGCUGCAAUAACGUGUAGAUUAAUUGUGCACUUCUAUACGCAUUUGUUAUCAUAAAUCAUUACGAAUUUUGAAAGUCAUGGGUGAAGCUCCUGAUGGACUCUUCACAUUCUUGUCGAACUGUUGUUUUCACUGUCUCAUGUGCUUUGUGGAGAUUAUUUUUAAAAUAGGUUCCGGUUAGUGUUUUCGGUUUUCUGUUAAUAGUUUAUCGAAUCGUGCUUGUUUCUGGAUUAAAAGAAUUUGAAAUUGUGUGUAUUUAUGUGGCUUUGGCAAGAGAAAUUUUAUAAUGCAUCAGUUUUUGGUUUAUUUAGUAGCCGUUUUCGCCAUAGUGAUCAUUAAAGGAAAAUGCCAAGCUAGCGAAAAUACGCCUCCAACGCUAUGGUUGGACAGAAAUUGGAGAAUACCGGAAACGGAACCCGUUGGAUCGGUGAUCGUCCGAGCACAUGGGGGCGAUAAUGAAAACGAUAACUUAGAAUAUGGGUUGGAGCCGUUAAAUAUGAACUACAACGGCGGAAAGGAUAUAGAUCAUUUGCCCUUUCGAAUCGAUAAUAAAACCGGAGUAAUUUACUUGAACGAAUCCUUAAAAGGAAGAGGCGGGGAAAAUAUAUUCCUGUACGUGACUGUUUUUGAUGGGAAACUCACCGCCAAAACGGAAGUGUGGGUCAACAUUUUAAAAGAAGGUGAUAAAAACAACGGAGGACGUGCUUCUUCAUCAAGAAACGGUCCGAUGAGGCCGAACCUCUUUUCUACAUUCAACAGGGGUACUCCUCCUCCAGCUAUUGCCAACAAUCCGCCACCACAUCCCGGUUUACCUAUUUUCCAAAAGAAAUCAACUUUAGUUCCAAACUCUGAAAUAUCAAAAGUUCAUCUUCAACUCAUCAACUCCACAACUACACGAUCAACAACUUCUGGAGAUGUCGAAUAUAAAACAAGGGAUAUUGACUUGAAACAGGGUGAUAGUAACCAAUUGGAAGAGAAAAAUUCACCCAAAGAUGCUGCAUCUACAGCAGACGAGUCCUUGAAGGCUGCCCAGGAUGUUAGCGUCACUUUGGUACCUGUUGUCAUUGUUUGUGGAAUUUUUUUGGCCGUUGCGGUCCUUGCUGUCGUUUUAAGGAAGAAAAUAUGCUGGGGAAAAAUUAAAAAAGCAGGAAAUGAUAAAGAGAAAGAAUCAACCAGAGAUAUCGCACUUCGCGACGACCCUUCGUUAACAAUGCAACAUUGGAGAGGCCCGAGAGCGUUUAAUAAUCGAUAUGAACCCUGGGACGGGGAAUCCCACGUUCAAGCUUCUAGUCAAUUAUCUGUUCCGCCAAAGACAGGAGACCCCUGGGAAUUCCCGAGACACAGGCUGAAAGUUUUCAAUAUAUUGGGAGAAGGCGCGUUUGGACAAGUGUGGAAAUGCGAAGCAACAGAUAUUGAUGGCAAAGAAGGAGUUUCCAUUGUAGCUGUAAAGACUUUGAAGGAAAAUGCGUCAGAAAAGGAACGUUCUGAUUUAAUAUCCGAAUUAAAUGUAAUGAAAACUUUGGAAGCUCAUCCAAACGUUGUCAGGUUACUUGGUUGUUGUACGGAGAAAGAUCCAAUUUUUGUUAUUAUGGAAUUUGUGAGUAAAGGAAAAUUGCAAAGCUACUUGAGAAAUUCGCGAGCCGAAAGGUACUACAACAACAUGCAUGGUCAAAGCAAAACAUUAACCUCCAGGGACUUGACUUCCUUUGUCUAUCAGGUGGCUAAGGGAAUGGAAUUCUUAUCAGCAAAUGGGAUAAUUCACAGGGAUUUGGCCGCAAGGAACGUCCUUAUCACAGACGAUCACAUCUGUAAGGUUGCAGACUUCGGAUUUGCUAGAGAUGUCACGUCAACCUACGUUUACGAACGAAAAAGCGAAGGACGAUUACCAAUACGUUGGAUGGCCCCAGAGUCCCUGUACGAUAAUAUAUUUUCUGUGAAGUCUGACGUGUGGAGCUUCGGUGUUCUUAUAUGGGAAGUCGUAACUCUGGGCAGUACGCCGUAUCCUGGCCUUUCAGCAGCCGAGGUUAUGAAAAGGGUCCGAGACGGACAUCGAUUAGAAAAACCGGAGCACUGUCGCAGGGAGUUGUACAACAUAAUGUACUACUGUUGGGAUAAAGACCCUAAAGAAAGGCCAACGUUUAGUGAGUGUAUAGAGUUGUUGGAAAAGCUUCUUAUGACAGAGACUGAUUAUAUUGAACUCGAAAGAUUCCCGGACCAUUCUUAUUACAACAUGCUCAGUCUUAGCGGAGAAAAAGUGUAAAAAAAAAGUGCGAUGGUGUAAAAACAUUUCUUAUUUCAAUUUAAACAUUAAAAACAUUCGUUAAAUAAAAAAAUGUGGCAAAUCGGGUUGCUAAAAUUUUAAAUAACACAUUUUCAACAAGCAAAAACUGCUUUCAAUGAGUCGCAGAAUGUUCGUGCCGAAAACCAAAUUUGGUUUUGAAAAAUAAACAAGUACCUAACUGCCUCACCUAAUAAUAAAAGAAGAAGAAGAAAUCUAAAAUCGGAAAGAGUAAAUACUGAAGGUAAGAUUCUACUAUAGGAAAAAGAAUAGGAUAUUUUUUUGUACUUACUAUUUGUGUGAUUUUUUAUUUAUUUGUAAUAUUUCCGUUUCGUUUUUAUUUAUUAGUCCAAUCUCAUUAAAUGUACCUAAUUAACCAAACAAUGAAUUAAUAUAGACUUUAUUUCGCAACGUAUCAUUAAAAACAAACUAUUAAUUGCAAGUUUGCAUUUUUUAUGUAUCCAAAAGUUAUUAUAAAGAUGUAUCGAUAUGUCUACCAAUUUGUCUUAAAAGCUUUUCCGCAGGUUCCUAACGAAAUACCUAUUGACUGUAUAAUUUUUAUAAUGAAACUCGUUAAUUAAGAAAUUAAGAUAAAAGAACUACGUACGUAUUAGAAACAUAUGUACCUAUAAACGAUAAAAAUACAAGCAUACAUAAUAUAUAAUAUAAUACUGUCAAUAAAAGUUUGUGAUACCAUUGUUAGGAUAAU
Agrilus planipennis (emerald ash borer) is the source of this 3232-nucleotide messenger RNA. RefSeq names its product tyrosine kinase receptor Cad96Ca (gene Cad96Ca). The coding region runs from base 532 to 2505 and encodes 657 amino acids. The record is from RefSeq and is a predicted model, not a curated record. The transcript is spliced from 10 exons. Gene Ontology annotation, cellular component: membrane; signaling receptor complex. Gene Ontology annotation, molecular function: transmembrane receptor protein tyrosine kinase activity; ATP binding; calcium ion binding. Gene Ontology annotation, biological process: homophilic cell-cell adhesion; cell surface receptor protein tyrosine kinase signaling pathway; protein phosphorylation. NCBI's taxonomy places the organism in Eukaryota, Metazoa, Arthropoda, Insecta, Coleoptera, Buprestidae.